UGCGCGCGAGGAAGCGCUGCGGUUCGCGCGUCGGCUCCGAGGUGUCGCAGCUCACACACUUCCUCGUCCUCCUUCAUUUUCCUCACGGCGACCUGCAGUGACAAGAGCCCCCGCAGCGCAGAGUCCAGCUCCGAGCAGCCUGACCUCACUGACACGCUGCGUUCACUACUAUUAUUACCAUUAUUAGUGUGACUGAGAAACACUGGGGAUGUGACAUCUGGUACAGCUUCACAUGCGAGAGCAAGAAGAGAAGGUCCAUGGGGAGAAGCUGCUGAGAGGAGACUCCAGAGGAGAGGCCCGGACUCAAGCGCCUGAAAAGGCCUGAACGCCAUCGUUUUAGAUAUUUCUGAUCCCACGUGUCAAUUGUGAUGCCUCGUUCAUUUCUGGUGAAGCGACUGGGGCUGCACCACGUCCGUCCCGCAGCGAGGAGCCCCAGCCCCGCGUCGCCCGCAGCGGGGCCCUGGGACGCUCCGGUGGGCAGCGCUUUGUGGAGACAGGACCCUUCUGCAAACGGUCACAUUAACGGAACCGGGCCCGUGCCGCCAGUGAGGCCCAGGUCACACGACUCCGAACCUGUCGAGCCGCUCGGAACCUGCAGUCCCGUCAACUCGAAUGCGUUGAGCCCCGCGGAGGACGUGGACUCCUACUCUCCACCGGUGGUCUGGUCCAGAACCUACGUGAGCCCGGAAUACCCAGACAAGCUGUGCGGGGCCCUGGCGGACCUGACCCCGCACCGACACAUCGGGAGAGAGACCCGCAGCGGCGGCGGCUUCAAGUCCGCUCCGCUCAAACAGGAGUGUCCGCUCUGCAGCAAAGUAGGCGACGAGACGACAUUUCCCUCAGCUCAUCUUUACACCUUCACCACAGCCCGACCACGAAUGCAGCCAUUACGCGCUGUUAGUUUCUAUUUAACUUUUUUUUUCGCAGAUAUUUUCAUGCGUGUCCAGUUUGAAGACGCACAUAUGCAGGAGUCACGCGAGCAGAGCGCCUCUGACGGCCACGCACAUCAGGGCCGGCCGGACGAACUCGGGGCCGUCGUCGUGCCGGUCCAAGGAGAAGACGUUCGGCUGCGCGGUGUGCGGCAAGGUGUUCAAGCGCUCCUCCACCCUCUCCACGCACCUGCUCAUCCACUCGGACACGCGGCCGUAUCCGUGCCAGUACUGCGGCAAGAGGUUCCACCAGAAGUCCGACAUGAAGAAGCACACGUUCAUCCACACCGGUGCGUGUCCGCAGGAGAGAAGCCCCACGUGUGCCAGAUAUGCGGGAAGGCGUUCAGCCAGAGCUCCAACCUCAUCACGCACAGCCGCAAGCACAGGGACGAGCGGCCGCACCGCUGCGCGCGCUGCCUCUACGGCUUCCAGCACAAGGCGGAGCUGCGGCAGCACCAGGAGCGGCUGUGCGCGUACCGCUCGCUGCCGCACCUGCGGCCGCUGGACGCGUAGGUCUGAGCGGGUCCAGACCACUACUACGGAUCCGUAGUUCAAUGUAGAAUAUAACUACGAAUAGUUAAAAAAUGUACUACACGUACUUCAGGUGUGAAUAAACUUUUCUACUCUUCCA
Messenger RNA from Betta splendens (Siamese fighting fish), 1560 nucleotides. RefSeq names its product zinc finger protein Gfi-1b-like. The transcript has 6 exons. Gene Ontology annotation, cellular component: nucleus. The coding region runs from base 369 to 1442 and encodes 357 amino acids. Gene Ontology annotation, biological process: regulation of transcription by RNA polymerase II. The record is from RefSeq and is a predicted model, not a curated record. Gene Ontology annotation, molecular function: DNA-binding transcription factor activity, RNA polymerase II-specific; RNA polymerase II cis-regulatory region sequence-specific DNA binding. Lineage: Eukaryota; Metazoa; Chordata; Actinopteri; Anabantiformes; Osphronemidae.